Monopterus albus (swamp eel) is the source of this 4171-nucleotide messenger RNA. It is a transcript of the gene il1rap, whose product is annotated as interleukin 1 receptor accessory protein. The coding region runs from base 833 to 2695 and encodes 620 amino acids. The record is from RefSeq and is a predicted model, not a curated record. Gene Ontology annotation, biological process: signal transduction. NCBI's taxonomy places the organism in Eukaryota, Metazoa, Chordata, Actinopteri, Synbranchiformes, Synbranchidae. The transcript has 12 exons.
GAGACGUUACUGGGACACGGGCCGUUCUGCAGUACUGGUACUAUAUACUUGAAGUACUUUUACUUAAGUACCAGUUGACUGCCGGACUUUAACUGAGCAUUUGCACAGCAUGGUCCUGCCCCGAUGAGCCUCCUGGCAGCCCUGCUCUGGGGCGGGGGAAUGGGGAUGUAACAUCGCGGAGCGCACGGGGAACGCACGCGGACUGGGGCGGUUGGGAAAUCAGACUGGUGUCGCAACGGUGUCAGUAAGGAGGAGGAGGAGCAGCGUGGACCGGAAUACACUCAACUUCUACUUCCUACAAGUACUAACGGCCCUCAGCGGUUCAAUGUAUGUUUUGAUGGCUUUGUGCGCGUCAGACGCGCAUUUUAAGCAGAAAAGUCGCCACGGACCAAACCAGAGUCCUGAUGUCAGCCGGCCGUCUGACACGAUCCUCUGGUUUGGAUAAAGGCAGCCAGCCUCUGCCUUUAAUUAGUUAAUUAGUAGGUACGGAACGUUAAUCCAGGCUCCCCCAUCUGAGGACUUCCCGGAUCAGCGGGGUCUGGACCGGCGCGCUCCUCUGGGGAUUAGAGCCCUGACACGGGACUGUUAAUCAUCAGAGCCGCUGCUCCCGGUGCUGCGGCACCAACCGGAGUGUGACUGAGUGUCAAUCCGCGGCAGGACUCUGUCUCCCCUCAGUAAGCCCGGAAAGACCCAGGACACCCCCCACAGACCGCUCCAGUCCUGGACCCGCUCCGCCCUCACCCAGCUCUGUCCGCACACCCCCUGGGACCAGCAACUGUACAGCCCCGACUGGCUCAUCCGACACCGAGGAGAUCGACUCGACCCGUUGCCAAUGGCAUCCUUCAUCUCCACCCUCCUCCUCCUCUUCAUCGUGGCGGUAGGGAUUACACCGGCUGUCAGUCAGUCCAGUGACCCGACAGAGCCCAUGUGCUAUGACUGGGGGGAGUCCAACGACGGGGUGGUCUCAGUCCUGGAGGGGGAGGCCGGUUGGCUCUCCUGUCCUCUUUUCUCUCAUCCCUCCGUCUACAACUACAACUCCACCCAGAGCACCGGACACAACCUGUUCUGGUACCGCCUCCCUGAGGGCCAUGACCUGGAGCAGCCAAUCACAUACAGGUACAUCACACACUUAAACACACCCACCUCCCCCACCUUAUGGUGGCGCCGGGCCGCCGCCGCCGACUCGGGACUGUACAUCUGUAUGCUCCGCAACAAGUCGUCCUGCAGUAAGAUUGCCAUGCGUCUGAAGGUGCUGCAGCGUGAUGAGGUGGUCCGUGGUGCCGGCUGCCCACCUCUGGCUGACAUGCCAGCCAGUCAUGUGGUGAUCCCGCUGCAGGAGGGGAAGACCCUGGACUGUCCUGACCUACAGGAUGCCUCCAAGAUGGCCGACGGCGAGCCGACUGUCACCUGGUACCAUGUGAUAAGAAACAACUUGAUGUGUGACCAGCCUCCGUUCUGGAACGUGAAUCGGGAGCAAACAGGAGCCAGUCUGCAGUUUCACAUCAUGGAGGAUUCCUUUAAGGGCCUGUAUUUGUGCACAGUGCACUACCUGAGGAGAGGCCGAACACUCAACUUCACCAGGAGCAUCAACGUCACUGCAGUCUAUCCGUCCUCACUGCCCAAAGGACCCAGCAUCCUGCGCCCGAACAAGAACCAGGUCUUCCCUGCCAAACAGAACACGGAGGUGCGCCUGGAGUGCAGAGGCCUGUUCCCCUACCUGAACUCUUCCUGGGAGAUUUGGUGGACGGUUGAUGGGAAGUCUCUGGAUAAACUUGCUGAUCAUCGAUUCUCCAAAAUCAACAGACAGGUGAAGUACGAGUAUGGGGAACGGACAGAGGAGAGCGUGCUGGUGAUCCAGGACUUCCAGCCUGAAGACCUGAACAGAGAUUACAACUGCUCUGUGAGGAACGAGAGAGGCUUUGAAACCCGCAGAGCUCAGCUGAAGGAGGAGGUGUUGCUGCCGUUGGUGGAGCUGGGCUGUGGUCUCGGGGUGACUCUGGUCCUCAUGCUGCUGCUCUUCGUGGUUUAUCACGUCUUCUGGCUAGAGCUGCUGCUGCUCUAUCGCUCCAGGUUCGGCACCGACGAGCGGCACACAGAUGAUAAGGAGUACGACGUGUACAUCUCCUACGCCAGGAACAGCGAGGAGGAGCAGUUUGUUCUGUCGACGCUGCAUAGAGUUCUGGAGAACGAGCUCGGAUACUCGGUGUGCAUCUUUGACCGAGACAGUCUGCCGGGAGGGACCAUCACUGAUGAGACUCUCAGUUUCGUGGCUCGUAGCCGGCGCCUCUUGGUGGUCCUUAGUUCGGGCUACGCUGCUCAGGGCUCCCAGGCUCUGCUGGAGCUGAAGGCUGGCAUUGACGGCAUGGCGCUGGGCGGCCACCUGCGGGUGAUCCUGGUCCAGUACAAGCCAGUCGGGAGGGAGGGCUGGGUCAGGGAGCUGAAGAGGGCCCGGGUGGCCCUGGCUCUGGUCCGGUGGCAGGGGGACAAGUCCAGGGAGCUGUCGUCCCACUUCUGGAAGAGGCUGAGGGUGGAGUUACCUGUGAGGAGGGUUAGCAGUAGGGAGGAGGAGGACGAAGGGCGCAGUCAGGAGGUGGCUCUAAUGAGGCUGCACAGUCAGAACAGCGCAAACUCCCAGACUGGCCUCAUCAGCAACACGGUCAAAGAGCCACAGAAGGUCCUGAACUCUGCAGCGUAGCCAGGAUGGAGCUCUGCAGUCUGGGAACAUUUCAGCCAGAGCAGUGUCUCAGCCCAGGUCGGCUGUCUCGACAGAACUCUGCAGACAUGUCUCAGGAGUUUCACAGCUUGUAGCAGAGAUGAUUCAGACUCUGCUCCCUCUCUUUACAGUUGUAUCUGCACAUUAGUUGAUGUUUCUAACUAGAACUGGGUGAAACUACUACUAACACAGCGCCCGACACUCGGCUGCAGUACCAAACAUUACUUUUGUCAGUGCCUUGUCAAUUUUUAGCGUUUCUCUGUGGAAUCUUUCUGGUCACAACAAGACAAAAUGCCUAAGACAUACUGACGGCUCUGUGAAGCUACUUACUAACACAGAGUCACGUCGGCAUGUUAACAUGGCAUUGGUUCCACAGGUAUUUGCUACCUCAAAGGUCUGAGGAUGAAGGUGUUCAUCAAGUAGUUCAUCCUCUGGGGGGCCUGAAUGUAUGGACCAGAUUUCAUAAAACAACAUUCAGUAGUUGUCAGCAUAUUUCAUUUAAAGCAGAUAUUUCAACCCGAUGCAGAGUGUGUCAUGCCAAUCAGUAGCUCGUUAUCACUUGGGACCAUAGGGCUCAGUAGGGUCCUACUCACCCACUAGUCGACUCAGUAGGUUGUCAUCAUGCUACACAUCUUCAGUGUCAUGCUUACAGUCAUCCACAGCGACUGUUCAUACACAACAACUACAGUAAACUACAGGCUAAAAACUGCCUUGUUAAAGAAAAGGGUGUGAUUUGAGUUGAACUACUUCCUUAAUGUGACAGGGCCUUCGUUGUCAUCGUCACAAUAAUGAACACAUGGACAACCAGUCUUGGAUAAAAAUUUGUUUCACACUGGACUCGAACACUGGUCUCCUGUGACCGAGCCAUCCCCACCUCCUAAUAUGAGCCUCACCUCACUUCCUCAUUCGCUUGUCUUUCUUAUUAUGGCCACUAGAUAUUGAUGACACCUGCCUGCUGAGCCCUGUGGUAGGUUGAGUAGGGCCCUGCUGACUCACAACUAUAGCCUCAACAAGAGCUGAUAAAAGGCCUUGGAAUGACCUGACAGCGCCUGAUUAGGUGCGUGGUGCCAAUCCAUCAGGUAGACACUGAGACACUUCAGUCUGGAUCAACAGACAAAUCUAAUGUGGCGAUCUAAUGGAAAGCAGGAAUAUGAUCAGGACAUUUCCUGACCAUCCAGUUCAUGGCUUCACAGUUUCACUGUCCUGUCAGGAUCAGAGCCAUUACCAUGUACCACUUGUCAUUAGCACACUAUUCAUUCAUUAUCACUUUGCAUUUUGUGUUGCUUAUGUGUCCGGGUUAAGAACUUUGUUUUUCUGAAGUAGUAAAAUGUUAGAGGAAACACAGACUCCCUGAGGAGGGAAGCACGCUCUGGGUCAACUGUUAAAUAUUAGGCUAGAAAACCGAUUCAUUACUUUAAAAUGUUGCAAUGACUCUGCACUUUUUGUAAAUUGAAAUGU